AAAAGUCAAGAAGCCUCGAGCAGAUGCAACGUGGUCGCCGCAGCAACUGGUCGGCUUUUUCGGGAAUUUCUUCCUCACUCGCUUCGAGCAAUAUUUUUAGCUUCACAUUUUCGAUUUACGUAUCGAACAUCAGAGAGUGUAGUACUUACCGAAUAUCGAAUACUCAAUACCGAUUGUCGUACUCGUGUACUCCUGUACUCGUACUCGUAGUCUUAUAGUCGUUUAGUCGUUUAGUCAAAGUCGAAGUAUUGUAAUUUCGUAGUUCAAUUCAGUCGUUGGGUUGUUCUUGUUCGUGAACUUUGGUGCUUAGAGAGUGUGUUAUUUUGAUUUGUAUCUUUUUCUGCGAAUCCUGUAUUUAUAGGUGAUUUGUUGGUCAUUAUAGACUCGUUGACGGACGGACGCGACGCACAGUGAGAACAGUGAGAACGAGAGCGGUGUAGUAGUUGAUUCGUCCAUACUUACUUACACCUUAUUCAAAAUUCCGAGAGUGCGUAAAAGUUUCGUGCCGGGUUUUCGUCGUGUUUAUCGUGUGUUCGAAACAGAGUGAGAUUCAGAUUUCACCAGAAAAGAUUGACCGUGAGUCGUCGUCAGGGGGAAUUGAAAUUGAAAUUGAAAUAAAGUAAAAGUAGGUUUAUUGAAAUUUUUGUAUCAUAUAGUACUGACUUUCCGGUGACAUAUAAAUAAAAAUAAAUUUAAAAAACAAGCAACAAAAAUAAAACAACAACAUUCGAACAUGGUCAAUAUCCAAAGGAUGUACGCGUCCAUCUGGAUUUGGCUAGUGAGCGUGAUAAUUUCGAGUGCAGCAUCAAAUGUAGUGCCUGAUUCGAAUAGCCGAUGUUCGGCGCGGAAAUACACAUCGAUUUUGAAUUCAAUCGAUGAUGUUGAGGAUUUGGAAAUCGACGUUCCUGUCAAUAUUGCUUUUGAAACCAUGCAGAAGAAGAGGUUCAUACUUUACCUCAAUUCAUCUUCGCCUCUUUUUAUAACCUUUUCACAAAAUGUGGUCCGCAAAAUCUACUUUAAUCAAACAACCAAUUUAUCCAGAAACUUCAAAUCGGAUUUGAAAGAAAUCCUUUUGCCGUGUGCGUUGAGUGGCCAAUACGACUUAUUCGUGCGAGCCAGGCAGCGUGGCUCAAUGAAAAUGGAAGCUCACGCUCAACAUCCGCAAUCCAAUUGGGCGCUAUUGAACCGGACGAAUCAGAUUAACAUUCGCAGUCAGAAUCGAAUGCGGAAAAGCCAGAUGAUAAUUAAGUGGAGCAAGAGCAAGUUCGACAUCCAUGCGGUGCACUAUUGCUUGGUGAUUAAUGCAAAGCGAACACAGAAGAAUUUCUGUGCGGCAGUAAAUGAGUUUGUGGUGGGAUCGAUGAGGAAGGGUAAUUGCUUCCCUGGAUCAGCGAUGGACUACGUUUGGCAGAAGCCAGCCGAAAGGGUAAAGAAGAUUGAUCCUCGAAUUACCAAUGUCAUUUGCACGGGUUCACGCACCCAACAAGUCCUCAAGGGACUCACACCCAAUACCACCUACUUUGUGGACAUUUUUGGUGUGCAUACCAAGCGGCAGAAUCUCACUUUCCAUAUCGCUGCAACAACUGUUAAAUUUAACAGAACCCAUCCGUCAUCCCUGCGCGAAAAUGACUUGAGCGUGGAGAAAAUCUCGGGCAUGACCAGUGUGUCGGUUUUUAGCUUUAAGGUUCCAUCGGACGAACUACGUCCAGCAUCGCAAUUGCGCUACCUUAUUCUACCAUGCGGUGGCAGUGAAGUUGAUGCAAAAAUCCUAAAACAACGAACGGUUGUAGGCCAGGCCGAUGGAGUUUACAAGCCCACCUACAUUAACAUGAAUAAUGCCUUACCCGGUGACAGGUAUAUUAUUCGCGUUAACCCAAGCAACGAGGACGAGGUCCUGCGAGCAAAUAAAGUCGGGUUGGCCGUAACGACAGGCCGUACAUUCAAUAACCUUCCUGAACUGCCCGAAAAUGUAACCGUGUACGAAGUGCGGUCCCGCAAGAAUUGCAAAUCGACUACAAUAGCGUGGUAUGCAUCGCCUGAAAUCAGGGCAAUUGGAUACUGCAUCAUUGUGUUCAAUCUGCCGAACCGAAAUCGCAGCUCUGUCGAUUCAACUAAUUACUGCAUGGAUUUUGGCAAGCGUAUCAUGCAGCAUCCGCAGUUCUAUUCGAUUAAGUGCUCAGAAAGGAGUAAGAUUCAAUCACCACUAGAAACACACACCAUUUUUAACCUAAGUCCUGGCGAAAGCUAUCUUAUCUACGUCACGGUUUACCUGAUCGACGGUAAAGCCUUACCAUACGAGAGCCUCAAAGUACGAAUGAGUCAUCAGUGUCACAACGAACUAUACGAUUCUCGGGAAUCAGCAACUUACUAUUAAAUAAGUUAUAAACAAAAGCAAUCAUCCAGUAAAUAAAGCCAAAUGAGACCAGUGUCUUGCCGCCACAAUGCCACCAGAAAUUGUAACCUAACGAGCCAUUUAUAUACAAAAAUAAUAAAAAU
Molecule: messenger RNA, 2496 nt
Organism: Eupeodes corollae
Lineage: Eukaryota; Metazoa; Arthropoda; Insecta; Diptera; Syrphidae
Gene: nord
Product: protein NDNF
Exons: 10
Coding region: 734-2374 (546 amino acids)
Molecular function (GO): protein binding
Source: RefSeq, a predicted model, not a curated record